Lachancea dasiensis is the source of this 1239-nucleotide messenger RNA. The record is from the annotation of a GenBank genome assembly. Lineage: Eukaryota; Fungi; Ascomycota; Saccharomycetes; Saccharomycetales; Saccharomycetaceae.
AUGGCUCUCAAAACCAUAUAUAUUGCAAGGCACGGUUAUCGUUCAAAUUGGCUCCCAAAAGGUCCCUAUCCUCCUCCUCCAACGGGUGUAAAUAGCGACGUGCCUUUGGCCGAGCAUGGAGUGAAACAGGCCAAGGAACUAGCUCACUACAUCAUGUCGAUCGAGAAUCAGCCGGAAAUGCUAUUCUCUUCGCCGUUCUACCGGUGCUUGGAAACGUGUGAGCCAAUAGCGGAUCUUCUCGAACUACCGAUAAACGUUGAGCGUGGGAUUGGUGAAUGGUAUAAGCCCGACCGAGCAAUUAUCCCGGAGCCUGCCUCGUUCGCUGUGUUGAACAAUUUCUUUCCUAAUAAGCUCAGUCCUGGAUGGGAUGCUACUGUGAUUCCUAGCGAUAAAGGUGAAACGGAGCAAGAGAUCUUCAGCAGGUGCCGAGAGUUCUGGCCUAAGUUUUUGUCGAAGCUCGAGUCCAACUUUCCGAACGUGGAAACCAUUAUGUUGGUGACGCAUGCGGCCACUAAAAUCGCUCUGGGCAUGAAUCUCUUGGGAUUUGAUAACUGCCGUGAUCCUAUCGACGGGGACGGAACGACUUUGAGAAGUGGUAGUUGUUCUCUUGACAAAUACGAACUAAUUGUGAAUGGAGACAUUGCCCCCGAGCUGGAAAGCGUGCCACUUGCUGAUAGAAGAUGGAGACUUACAAUGAACGGAAAUACUGAAUUUUUAGCUAAAGGCGAGGAAAUGCAUUGGGAUUUCCAAUAUGGAUUUGAAGCCGGGUCGGAUGCCGACAUCAAGGCAAGACGAGCUCUAGCUGAGGCCCAAGGGUCACAAGAUAAACAGACACAUGCCGAUGCUGUGUCAGCACUGGAGUUAGCUAAGCCUUUGGUCGAUACCGACGCUUACGAACAUGUCUAUUUCAGCGUUGACAUCCCUAGCGAUAGCGCAAAGACAAAGACCGAGGUAGAAUCUGGAGCAACACUGCAGUAUUCAGGACUAGAUACCAACGCGCCACUGGUCAAAAUUGGCGAAAAACUGUACGAAGGAUCAUGGCAAAAGCUUGUCGGAACCGAGCUGGUGUUUCCGGACGCUGCUGGUGUGGACGCGACAGGCAUUGAACAAGGCGAAAGCGAAUCCGAGGGACUCGACGAUACUCCGGAACAGAAACCGAUAGACGAAAGCAAGCCUCGAGCCGAGAAAAUAUAUCGCAUAACAGAUAAACUUGUUUUGGAGCACGUACGUCCCAUGUAG